CAAUGCGUAUUUGUCUAGGUUAUAGACCCAAAAUUAGAUGCGAAGUUCCUCAACUACUUUUAGAUUUGAUGAAUAAAUGCAUAGACGCAGAACCUCAAAACCGACCAACUGCUAAGGAAUUAUCUACUACGCUGUAUAGUUUUUUUGAAGAUUUGAAAAACAAAAAAACUGAAUUAUAUAAACAAGUUAAAAAUAUUAAAAAUCUAGACAAAAACUUAUUAACAUAUGGUCAAGUUAAAUAUCAGACACAUCCACAAGCUAUUUAUACGAGUCGAUCUUUGAAUCUUUCAAAACUCUCUAAACCAGUAAAUGCAGUAAGUCGACUUAUUGAUUAUGAAAUCCCCAAUGAUCAAGUAAAUGAAAGUUGUUAUGCCAUACUACAAUAA
Cetraspora pellucida is the source of this 386-nucleotide messenger RNA. The record is from the annotation of a GenBank genome assembly. NCBI's taxonomy places the organism in Eukaryota, Fungi, Glomeromycota, Glomeromycetes, Diversisporales, Gigasporaceae.